Molecule: messenger RNA, 264 nt
Organism: Peniophora sp. CBMAI 1063
Lineage: Eukaryota; Fungi; Basidiomycota; Agaricomycetes; Russulales; Peniophoraceae
Source: the annotation of a GenBank genome assembly
AUGGGCGUCACGGUCAUCAAGGGCUCCGAAAAGACGCUCGAGGAAGGUCUCCAGACGACAUGGCUCUCGCUCUCUAAGUACAUGAAUCUCAGCGCGCGGUCCCGGACGCAGGAAGGAGAUCUGUCGUCUUUUCGAAGCAUCAUGCGUGCACGGAGGGACCGCGACUACGAUGCGGCGGACAGGACUCAGUCAACCCUUUGCGAAAUGCGAGAGAACGGCGUCUCCGGGAAGGAACUCGGCUUCCUCUACGUCAACGGGGCAUAA